AAAAUAGGGUCAUACGGAUAUUAAGAUUUAAAGACAGUUGAUCAUCUUUCUUGUGAUAUUUCUACUCAAAGAUGAUGAAUUUAGUGUGCACUGUUUUGCUUAGUAUGUUGAUUUUCAAACCUGGUUUUAUAAAAGGGUUCAAAAGAUUAAACACAUCAUUUGAGGAUGAUUCAAACAAAAUUGAAAACAGUACAGAUCUCUUAAAUAUUCGAUCGAUACGUGCAGCUGGUGAUCAAGCAGCAGAGGGAAGAUGCCAAGUUUUCAACUGGGGUGGAAAAUCUACUCUUCACUGGUAUAGCUGCUGCAAUAAUUGUAAAAGUAACAAUCCGUCUUAUACUCCUUCCUGCGACGGUGAAACCUACCAAUCCGCUUCCAGCACUAGCUACUGUAAUAAAUGUGGAGUAGACAAAGGCACUGGUAAUGCUGCCAAAUUUCAAAAGGAGUUCAGAUGUGGUGAUUGCGAUGGCCAAAAUAAAAAACGAGCAUUUUGCGUUGCGGGGUUGAGAGGAUUAUAUAAAAUUCCUGGCUUUUGUUGGGCGCAUGCACGAUGUUUUAAAUAUCAUUGCCAGAGGUCAUACAACAGACGAAAGCGGGAGCUUCGAGAUUUACCUGAUACUUGCUUUAAUCUAAAGUGUGACAGUGGAGAAACCUCGGCAAAUUGUCCGGUUGAUUGUUGUUAUAAGAAAAAUCCAUCUGCUUGCUCAUGGAAGAAUAAUGGGUGUGUAGACAAAUGCUGUGAAGAACCAUCCUGCUGUUUGUCCUCCACUGGAAACAUACUAAAGCUAGACAUCUAUUUCGGAAUAGGAUUACUCUUAAUUAUUUUCCUUGCACUAUAACUGCAGUUUAUUUAGGUUAUUUUCUACAUCCCCAUCUUUCUUUGGGAAAAAUACAUCCUUAACAGAAAAUUACUUAAACCAGGUUGUGUCUACUUUAUAUAUAUAUAUUUACGGUGCUUCAUGUAUCCUACUACAAAAACUUCGUUUUACCUACUUAUAUAUCUUUUGUUUGUUGUGUGUUUGCAUAAAAAAAUUCAUAAUAAAAAAAAAUAUAUACCUUGUUAAAAAUUAACACAGGGAAAUAGUAGAACUUAAAAAGAACAGACAUUUUACUAUGUCAAAUUCUAAUAUAU
Messenger RNA from Mytilus trossulus (common blue mussel), 1129 nucleotides. RefSeq lists its product as uncharacterized. The record is from RefSeq and is a predicted model, not a curated record. Bases 72 to 836 code for a protein of 254 amino acids. Lineage: Eukaryota; Metazoa; Mollusca; Bivalvia; Mytilida; Mytilidae. The transcript is spliced from 2 exons.